GAACUCCCCUGCCAACUCCCCCCAACCCACUCCCCCCCGACUCCCUACUCCCCUGGCCACUUCUCUCGGCUUCAUCUACCCCCCAAUUGGCAUCGCCGGGGGCCUUCGUCUUCCUCCGUCGGCGCUGCUUCCCGCCCGCCCUUCCCCUCCCACGCAGAUCCUGCACGGCCUCUUGGCCGCCGCCGAUUGAAUCACCAUGGGCAAACUAAACUUGACGGCCCUCCGGGUCCGCCAAACCGCCAUCCGACAGAAGGCCGUCGGCAAGUUCGAUAAACUUCCCAAAUGGGUCGACGCCAUUGCGGAUAUCCCCCCAGCUCAGGCCAUCGUGCGGACCCCGGCCCAACAACACCAGCUGGUCCGCCAGCGCGUGAAAUCUAUUCCCGGCGCAUCGAAGCCGCAGGUCGUCUUCGAGGUCCAGGAGAAACCCAUCAAGCCGAAGAAGGCCAGCCGCAUGUUCCAACCCGUCGAGCUCAAAUAUGAGGAGGAUCUGUUGCGAAAGGAAUUCUUCCGCGAUCAUCCCUGGGAGCUUGCCAGGCCCCGAAUCGUCGUCGAAACGACCGGCAAGGAUGCCGAAGGACACGACUGGAGCCGGAUACAACAGCGGGGCAAGGGAUUGGAUGGCGAGAGUGUGGUCCAGAGACAGCUCUGGCUUCUGAACAAUGUGCCCGAUAUGACCAAGAGUUUCGCGUAUGACACGGCACGCCGUGAGUUCUACCGCCUCCGUCUCCAGGAAGACAUUGAGCGACGGGUCGCCGCCGAGGAGGCCGAAGCUACCGGUGCUACGUUCGGACCGUCGCGCCACGAAAUCGGUAUGGAACUUGAGAGCAAGGAGUAUGAGCGUUGGAAGACGUGGGCCAAGAGGGAAGCCCUCGUGUCGGACCAGAGGACGGCGGCCUUCACCGGGGCGGAAUCCCAGGGCGACAAGCCUGAGGAGCAGAGCACGGAUGAUGUCACUCAGGCCUUAACAGAAUGAGAAGUUGUCGUUUUAUCUGGAGCUUUGUAUAUUCAACCCUAUAGGCGGGUUUCUGCUGGAUUCUCUAAUGGCUUAUGUACACUACUAGAUGUUGAUAUUUUUCCUUCUUGGACUUGUUUUCGCUCUCCUGGAUCGUUUCGUUUCCCUAGCAUGUAUCAGAGCCUUUGGGAGGAUAGAAGUCUCGGGCAACCUCAGCUGUGUUAGCCGGGGUUAACGGGAUUUAAAGUGGUAGGAUAGGUAGCUGUGGUAGACACCCAAACAUAGCGACAU
Molecule: messenger RNA, 1243 nt
Organism: Aspergillus heteromorphus CBS 117.55
Lineage: Eukaryota; Fungi; Ascomycota; Eurotiomycetes; Eurotiales; Aspergillaceae
Gene: rsm25
Product: mitochondrial 37S ribosomal protein mS23
Exons: 2
Coding region: 197-973 (258 amino acids)
Cellular component (GO): mitochondrial small ribosomal subunit
Molecular function (GO): structural constituent of ribosome
Source: RefSeq, a predicted model, not a curated record